AACAGAAGGAGCCGAAUCUGAGGACAACAGUGCAGAGGUCGAACUAGGGACACUGGUUAACCGAGCAGGUAACGAAGUCAGGGGCCCAGCGAUGCCUGGGUUUGGGGCAUUGAGGGGAUCAAUUUCCAGUGGAAGGGCGUCUGAGACCGGGUCGGCAAGAGGAAUGAGAUUUUUUCGUAAUCUGUGAGGGUUAUGGCGGUGGGCUGAUGCCGUGGUUAGUGCGAUGGCUGUGGAUUGUGCGGCGAGAACAGAUAGAAGGAUAGGAAAGGUACGGAUGAUCAUUGCGGACAUGAAGAUGCCAGCUGAACGAGCUGAGGAGACAGGGUGUGCCGUGUUCUCCGAAGGGGAGGCGCAGGGCUGAGGCGACUCAUUCGUUAUUUUCCGUGCAUCAAGCCUGCUGGCUGCAGGCGAAAUGGGCCGUUCAUAAGGACAGCAGUCUCCAUGUCAUUCACCACAACACGCGUUCGUCGUGAGAACUAUCGUUCUCAUCCACCUCGACUCCCCAGACAGCCGUCUAUACUCCUUCUUUUCCACUUUCAACUACCAGCCGCUUACCCGGCCCCGCUCCUUUCUCUACCUCCGUUGUGACCAUGCAGAUAUGGCCAACGUUGGUGGAUACAAUAUGUCCUUUAUUACUUGUUACUCUGGUAGCCUUCCGUGACCUCGUACCAGCCAGCGCUAUACCUGCACUAGUCAAGGCCUUCUGGACGCGGCUUAGCUCUCCUUUCCACCAACUAAUCGCAACCCAAGACCUGGACGGAGUGGACUAUACCCUGCCGAAGGCUGUCGCUGUCCACCGAGCUUUGACAAUUAUCAGCACCGUUACUGCGUUCGGAUGGCUCACAUCCCUCUGCUACAGCAUUGUCAUUGGGAACUCGGAUGCAUGCCUCCAGAUGGCAAUCCUCAUGGUCUGCUGGGUCUUCGUGGCACUCAAGUUUAUUCGGAGACCCCCGCAUUCGCCGCCUUACGUUCUUAUUGCGUUUGGACUCUUCCAGCUCGUCGGCGCCUGUCUUUCGAUUACGUCCCACAGUCUCCGUGAUGGUCUCCCACUAGCUAUGCUGGCAUUACAGAUUUUAUUAAACGGGUCCUUCAUCUAUGCCGCCGGAAAGCUCCCGCUGGAACCCAUUCGGCCCACUCCCAAAGUGGCUCGUGCCGAUCAGAUACCUUCAUCCGAUCUGACCUCACCCGAGGAUGACGCCCAUUUGUGGUCGUGGCUAUCUGCAAGCUAUGUUGAGCCCAUCUUAACCCUAGCAUGGGAACGCACCCUUCAAGACACCGAUGUGUGGUCCCUUUCUCCGCUCUUCCAACACAAGAACCUGUUCAAGAAGCGUGUAGAAUAUCGAAAUCGAUACCCUGAUCAAUCGUUGCUACGAUUCCUAAUAGCAUCUAAUUCACUGGAUUUUAUAAUUGUGCUCGGGUUGGAGCUGUGGGGCACCGUAGUUGGCUUCGUUCCGGCAUAUUCGCUCCAAAGGAUACUGGCAUCUCUGGACAAUCCAACCGAAGAAUCUAUGUCAACAGCGUAUCUCUUUGCUUUUGUUACCUUCAUGGCUCAUCUAUCAUUCGCGCAAGUGGAUUUGUUCAAGAACUGGCAUACUCGGAGAGUCUACGAAAGGACCCGUGGACUAAUCUUUAUAUCAUUAUUCGAAAAGGCGCUCAUGAGACGCGACGUAUCUGGAAAAGUUAGCGGAGACGAGGAAGAGACUUCAGCUGAUCUAGGGAAAAUAGUCAACCUCAUGCAAGGCGAUGCAUAUGCUGUAGCUCAACGGUUUUGGGACUUCGCCGCCCUAAUCUCGUCGCCAUUGCGGCUCACGAUAGCUCUCGUGUUUCUCUACCGGGUACUUGGGUGGAGCGCAAUUUCAGGCGUAUUUGUGGUGUUAAUCGCCUAUAUACUCAAUUAUCCUCUAGCCAUGUACAAUAUCAGUAUCACGAGAGCUUCGUGGAAAUCAAAAGACAAGCGCAUGAACGUUGUUAACGAGCUCCUGCAAAACAUCAGGUUUUUAAAAUAUUACGGCUGGGAGUACAAGUGGUCAGAUUCUGCUCGUGAAGCAAGGGAAACCGAGCUUGGCUGGCGCGUCAGGGAGAACAUAGUUGGAGUUGCUAUCUCAUUCAUCUGGACUUGGAUUCCCUCCGCCACGGCACUGUCUACUUUCGCUUGGUAUACCCUUAUUGAAAAGGAACAGUUGACAGUGUCGAAGGCAUUCACGGCAGUUGCUCUUUUUAGUCAAAUCCAAGAACCUAUGACUGCAUUGCCAGACCAGUUUUUCGCGCUGCUGCACGCGUAUGUCUCGAUGCAACGCAUUGACAGCUUCCUCAAGGAGGCAGAAGUUCCUGACUGGGCUUGCUCGCUGAAAAUGCCUAUAGUCGAUUCUGGCCGCAAUACCAAGAUUGGAUUCCACGACGCUAUCUUUGAGUGGAGUGCGACCGAAAAUUCCAGCAAUGAGCCUCGCUUUGUUCUUGAUAUACCGGACUUGCUGUUCCCUGUGGGCAAACUGACACUUGUCAAUGGCCCCACGGGCUCAGGCAAGAGUGCGCUGUUAGGGGCACUGCUUGGUGAGAUGUACCUCCUCAAAGGCACUGUCUACUUGGACAAGACAAAUCAUCUAGUCGCUUAUUGUGCUCAAAACCCAUGGCUCGAGCAUGCUACCAUCCGCGCAAACGUUAUCUUUGGAGCUCGUUCCGGGUUCGACGAGGAACGCUACGAGGCGGUGCUUGAAGCAUGCGCUUUAAACAAAGACCUUGACAUGUUUGAAGCCGGUGACAUGACCGAAAUCGGAGAGAAAGGUAUAACCCUUUCUGGAGGCCAGAGGGCUCGAGUAGCCCUCGCACGCGCCAUCUACUCUGAUGCCGAGGUUAUUUUGCUGGAUGACCCAUUGGCUGCCGUGGACAUGCACACCGCUAAGCACUUGGUAGAACAAUGCCUGCAAGGACCUUUGAUGCGUAACAGGACUGUUAUCCUGAUUACACACCAUGUUAGCCUGUGUCUCCCCAUCGCUUCCUACUUCGUCGAGCUCGCUGGCGGAAAGAUUCAUCACCACCAUUCUGCCUCAAAGCUGCGAUACAGCGGUCUGAGAGAAGCGGACAUGAAAGAAGACGAGACCCCAUCAACGGAAAUUUCACAGACUCUGACCCCCGAGAACGAGGCUGACUUGGGUGUCCAGACAUCACGGAAGCCUCGCGGAGACAAUGGCAAGGGAAGGCUCAUUGAGGCCGAGUUCCGUGCAGAAGGCCGCGUCCCUUUCAAAACAUACUGGACUUACAUUCGCGCUGCUGGUAUUUUGUCCUGGGUGCUGACCAUCACCCUCAUGAUUGUCAUUCGGUUUGUCAACAUCGGCAACCAGGUUUUCCUCGCGAAAUGGGGUGAGGCGUACGACGUAUCCCCCGAGGCACAGGCACAAGUUCUUCCGGAAAUCCACUACCCUUGGGAUAACCUCCCUCCACCCGACGAGGACGUAAAGCCCUGGCUACACAUCUACCUAUAUAUCUCCAUUGUCGGAGGCUUUUCAGUGCUGUCCUACAUGGUUCUGGGCUACUACGCUAGUCUCCAAGCGUCCCGGACCCUCUUCUUGAGGCUGUUGGUUCGAUUGACAAGAGCACCUGCCCGUUUCUUUGAUGUAACCCCGAUUGGCCGUAUCUUGAACCGUUUCACCUCGGACAUCAACACCAUCGAUGGCACCUUGCAACCAUCCGCUCGGGCAGCCCUAAGUGGCGUCCUCAAUUUCGUUGCAUCGUUUGGCGUCAUUAUCGUCAUGGUACCUACAUUUGCACCUUUCGCAGCCAUCAUUGCCUUGCUAUACAUUCGGCUGGCGCCGAAGUACAUACAAGUGCAGCGCGACCUUCGUCGUCUCGAAAGUAUCUCGCUUUCUCCAGCAUUCGCGGGCUUUGAUGAGCUGCUUCGCGGUCUUGCACACGUCCGUGCGUUUUCAAUGGAAACACGAUACCUGGAAAGCUUCUUCCAGAAGGUGGAUAAGUUCCAGUCUUUCGAUCACUUCUACUGGAUUGUCAAUGGCUGGUUGCGCUGGCGAUAUGACUGCUUGGGAUCUACCGUGGUGUAUCUAGCAACAGUGUUUUCACUCUGGCAAGGUGUCACGAAUGGGUCCGCUGCCGUCGUGAUUGUUCAAGCUGGCAUCUUCGCUGAAGCAUCCCGCGUGCUUGUUCGAGUGCUCGCUCAGCUAGAGUUGGACUUCAAUGCUGUUGAGCGAGUUGUAGAGUAUCUCCAAGUGCCACAAGAGGCACCUGCCAAGAUCCCGAAGAAUGCGCCGCCUGCGGCCUGGCCUUCCACCAGUGGAGAUCUCAUCGUCGAGGACCUAGAGGUGAAGUAUGCACCUGACUUGCCACCAGUUCUUAAGAACAUCUCCGUCGUCAUCAAGCCGUCACAAAAAGUCGGGGUGGUGGGAAGGACCGGCUCUGGAAAGUCAACAUUCGCUUCAGCAUUGCUUCGCAUGGUGGAACCCAGCGGCGGUCAUAUCAUUAUUGACGGGGUCGACAUCGCCAAGAUUGGUUUAGAAGACUUACGGACCCGGAUCACAAUUGUUAGCCAAGAUGUAUCGCUGUUCGCAGGUACCCUUCGGAGCAAUCUUGAUCCGUUCUCCGAACAUACGGAUCAAGCUUGCUGGGAUGUCUUGAAGCGUUGCCAUCUUCUGCCUCUAUUGUCUCAUUCGUCGACAAAAGGUCAAGUCACGCUUGAUAUGCCCAUCAGUCAGGGCGGUUCAUUAAGCGCUGGUGAGAGGCAAUUGGUGGCACUCGCACGGGCCAUCCUGCGGCGGACGAGUAUUGUCAUCAUGGACGAGGCGACAUCACAGAUCGAUACGGUAUUGGACGAGCAGAUCCAAAAAACAAUUCGCGAAGAACUCUCAGCAUCCCUCGUUAUCACUAUAGCUCACCGGCUCAAAACCAUCAUCGAGUAUGAUCAAAUUCUUGUCCUGGAUGCAGGGAGAGUAGUUGAAUUUGGUACACCAAAGGACUUACUGAAGGUGACUGAUGGAAAGUUCUCUGAGAUGUGCCGGAGUAGUGCAGACUGGGGUGAGAUAGAGGACAAAAUCUUGACCAGAAGCAAUGAAAACAAUUAGUAGACUAAGGUUGUGUGAAACCACAACCUUAGUCUACUAUUUCUUUCACUACACUAACGUAGGAAGGAAACAGGUCUGACUGAGCAAAUAGUUAGUCAAAAUACA
Coniophora puteana RWD-64-598 SS2 is the source of this 5171-nucleotide messenger RNA. RefSeq names its product pleiotropic drug resistance ABC transporter. Bases 591 to 5066 code for a protein of 1491 amino acids. The record is from RefSeq and is a predicted model, not a curated record. Gene Ontology annotation, molecular function: ABC-type peptide transporter activity; ATP binding; ATP hydrolysis activity. Gene Ontology annotation, biological process: transmembrane transport. Lineage: Eukaryota; Fungi; Basidiomycota; Agaricomycetes; Boletales; Coniophoraceae. The transcript has 25 exons. Gene Ontology annotation, cellular component: membrane; fungal-type vacuole.